This is a messenger RNA of Scleropages formosus (Asian bonytongue), 5004 nucleotides long. RefSeq names its product zinc finger E-box-binding homeobox 2-like. Bases 317 to 3970 code for a protein of 1217 amino acids. The transcript has 10 exons. Gene Ontology annotation, molecular function: DNA-binding transcription factor activity, RNA polymerase II-specific; RNA polymerase II cis-regulatory region sequence-specific DNA binding. Lineage: Eukaryota; Metazoa; Chordata; Actinopteri; Osteoglossiformes; Osteoglossidae. Gene Ontology annotation, biological process: regulation of transcription by RNA polymerase II; anatomical structure development. The record is from RefSeq and is a predicted model, not a curated record.
GAGAUCAGUUGUAACCUGCCCGCCAGGAAUAACGGUCCCGAUAACUAACGGUCCUCCUCGCAACUGUUUUCAAAGGCUUAUUUCCGUUUCUCGAGGAUCCUUUCUUUUUUCUCUCCACAUCGCUGUUGAUCCCGAUCCGUUUUCCACCACCGAACCGCCUGAAAACGCACAAAUUACCAGAGACACUGAGGUCCGAGGAGUGGGAGCCCAUCAUCACCACCGGCACCAUCCUCAACAUCACCAUCUGAGAAGGAGGAGUGGAGCCCAUCGCAGGCGCGGAGCCCCAUGCGAGCUGCCAUCUGAUCCGCUCUUAUCAAUGAAGCAGCAGAUCAUGGCGGAUGGCCCCAGGUGUAAGAGGCGAAAACAAGCCAACCCGAGGAGGAAAAACGCAGUGCUGAACUAUGAGAACGUGGUGGAGACGGGUUCGGAGACGGACGAGGACGACAGGUUGCUGGUCUCCGAGGAAGACGUUCUGCUCAACGGCGAGGUGAGCCCGGCGAGUGGACUCAAUCAGGAGGCCUCGCCAAGCCUUGGACACGCCCUGACAGCCAAGGAGGACGAGGACGACGACAUGAGGGACAGCGGCGUGGAGCAUGUGUGGCACGACGGCGACGUGCUGCGCACCUCCCUCGACGGUGCCGACGAAAUGAAGGAUGACUACGAUACUUUGGGGACCGACACCACUCUCCACGCGGUGGGAAACGGUACAGUUAAGAACAUGGACUGCGCUUCGGAGUUCGAGGACUUCUUUGGCAAACGGAAGUUGGAUGAGAGCGACGGCCACGUGGGAAGCAUCGCUGAGUACCUGCAGCGCGGCGACACCGCUAUCAUUUACCCGGAAGCUCCCGAGGAGCUGUCCCGCCUGGGCACGCCCGAGGCUCACGGGCCCGAGGAGAGCGACCUGCCACCUGGAACUCCAGAUGCUUUUGCCCAACUGUUGACCUGUCCGUAUUGCGACCGGGGCUACAAGCGCUUGACGUCACUUAAGGAACACAUCAAAUACCGACAUGAGAAGAACGAGGAGAACUUUGCGUGUCCCCUGUGCAGCUACACGUUUGCCUACCGCACGCAGCUGGAGCGGCACAUGGCUACACACAAGCCAGGCCGAGAUCAGCACCAACUGCUGAACCAAGGAGCUGGCAACCGCAAGUUCAAAUGCACAGAAUGCGGCAAGGCCUUCAAAUACAAACACCAUCUGAAGGAACACCUGCGGAUUCACAGCGGUGAAAAACCAUAUGAAUGUCCAAACUGCAAGAAACGCUUCUCCCACUCUGGGUCCUACAGCUCCCACAUCAGCAGCAAGAAGUGCAUUGGCCUGAUCACGGUCAACGGACGCAUGCGUGGUGGUAUGAAGGCUGGCUCCUCCCCCACAUCAGCAUCAUCUUCACCCACCAACUCGGCCAUUUCGCAGCUGCGCCACAAACUGGAGAACGGCAAGCCACUGGGGCUGCCUGACCAGGCUGGCCACAUCAACAUCAAGACUGAGCCACUUGACUUCAAUGACUACAAGCUUAUGAUGGCCUCACAGGGAUUUGGCGGCCCUGGUCCCUUCUUGAAUGGAGGAGUCGGCAGCGGAAGUCCACUAGGGGUUCACGGCUCAGCUCAAAGCCCCAUGCAACACUUGAGCUUGGGGAUGGACUCACAGCUGCUCGGCUACCCCAGCCUGGGAAACAAUCUAAGUGAGGUGCAGAAGGUCCUCCAGAUCGUAGACAACACUGUGUGUAGGCAAAAGAUGGACUGUAAACCGGAGGAGAUCUCCAAGCUGAAGGCUUACAUGAAGGAGCUUGGCUCACAAGGGGAGGAGCAGAAGCAGGUUUUGACACCCCCAGUGGCACCCCCGGUCAGUCUUCCAGUCGUCAGCCACAAUGGCGCCACUAAAAGCAUCAUUGACUACACUCUGGAAAAGGUGAACGAAGCCAAAGCUUGCCUACAGAGUUUGACCACAGACUCAAAGAGACAAAUUAGCAAUAUCAAAAAGGAGAAGUCAAAUCACAUGGUAGAUCUAGGUACUGAGGACAAGAUGCACGAAAACAACGUUAUGUUUACACCUUUCUCUUGCCAAUACUGCAAGGAAACCUUCCCAGGUCCGAUUCCUUUGCAUCAGCAUGAGCGAUACCUGUGCAAGAUGAACGAGGAGAUUAAGGCGGUCCUCCAGCCAAACGAGAACCUUGCGCCCAGCAAACCUGGGACUUUUGCAGAGAAACAUGCUCUCCUUCUUUCUUCCAUGCUUUCUGAGAAGGGAGUAACAAGCCCCAUCCACCCUUACAAGGACCACAUGUCCGUGCUCAAAGCGUACUUUGCCAUGAACAUGGAGCCGAACUCAGAGGAACUACUGAAGAUUUCCAUAGCGGUCGGCCUCCCUCAGGAAUUUGUUAAAGAGUGGUUUGAGCAGCGGAAAGUAUACCAGUAUGCCAACCCUCGGACCCCACCACUAGAGCGGAACAAUGGGGAAGUGGUGUUGAAUCCAACUAACCACACCCCCACCAAAGACUCUAUGGCAGCCAGGUCUCCGGUGUCCCUGGUCAAGCCCACCGACCGUAUCACAUCCCCCGCCAUUGCAGAGCUCCACAACAAUGUCAACAACUGCGACGCUCCCCUCCGGGUUUCAAAAACUGCCCAGUUCACCGGUAGCAAGCCGAUGGGUGAGAAAUUGGACCACUCAAGGAGCAACACUCCUUCCCCUUUGAAUCUCUCCUCCACAUCUUCAAAAAACUCCCACAGUAGCUCUUACACUCCAAACAGCUUCACUUCCGAGGACCUCCAGGCUGAGCCGCUGGACCUUUCAUUGCCAAAACUCAUGAAGGAGCCUAAAAGCAUUCUGGCAGCAAAGAGUCGGCUGAAACCUAACAGUAUUACCCUUGACCACAACAAUGUUUCCUCCCCACGUGAGCACUUGGAAGAGCCUUUGAACUUGGCUUAUCUCAAGAAAGAGUUUGCCAGCUCUAACAACGGCAACCUCGAUAAAAGCACUAGCCCCAUGUUUGGCAUUAACCCCUUUGGUGCCAAGCCUCUGUACACGUCACUCCCACCACAGAGCGCUUUUCCACCAGCUACUUUCAUGCCUCCGGUUCAGGCCAGCAUCCCAGGGUUGAGGCCAUACCCAGGGCUGGACCAGAUGAGCUUCCUACCGCACAUGGCCUACACAUAUGCAGCGGGAGCAGCAACAUUUGCCGAAAUGCAGCAAAGGAGGAAAUAUCAGCGGAAGCCAGGUUUCCAGGGGGAGCUGCUUGACGGAACAGCAGAUUAUAUGUCAGGCCUGGAUGACUUGACAGACUCUGACUCCUGUCUGUCCCGGAAGAAGAUUAAGAAGACAGAAAGUGGUAUGUACGCGUGUGACUUGUGCGACAAAACAUUCCAGAAGAGCAGUUCCCUCCUAAGACACAAAUAUGAGCACACAGGUAAACGACCACACCAAUGUCAGAUCUGCAAGAAGGCAUUCAAACACAAGCACCACCUGAUCGAGCACUCACGCCUGCACUCAGGUGAGAAGCCCUACCAGUGUGACAAGUGCGGCAAGCGCUUCUCCCACUCGGGCUCCUACUCGCAGCACAUGAACCACCGCUACUCCUACUGCAAGCGGGAGGCUGAGGAGCGGGAAGCGGCAGAGCGGGAGGCACGCGAGAAGGGCCACCUGGAGCCCACGGAGCUGCUCAUGAACCGGGCCUUCCUUCAGGGUAUGACCCCUCAGGGCUACCCAGAUCUUGAGGACCGGGGCACCAUCCUGAGGGAUGGCAUGGAGGGUGCCAUCAGAGAGCGACAGAAGGAAGUCGGAGGAACGUACGCGAAGAUAGGCCGGAGGGACGAGGAGUUCGAGGAAGAGGAAGAGAGCGAGAACAAGAGCGUGGACACGGACCCAGACACGUUGCGGGACGAGGAAGAGAACGGCGAGCACUCGAUGGACGAUAGCUCGGUGGACGGGAAAACAGAAACCAAAUCCGAUCACGAGGACAAUAUGGAGGAUGGCAUGUAAUGAAACUACUGCAUUCGAAAGCUUCCCCGGUUUUUCGUUUCUGUUUCUUUAAUUUCCCCAGUAGAAUUGUUACCUGCUUGGUUUUCCAACACGCUGCUGUGUUCAAGCUCUUACAUGCACGUGCCUGAAGCUUCCAGGAAGCUGUACGGAUGGACUCAUGGGGGUGGGGUGGGGCCACAUUUCAGAGACUUUAAUUUUCAUUUCAAGUUGGCGGGUGAAGGGUCAUUUAAGAAGCUGCAUUAUGCAAAAAAGUUAAAAAUAAUAAUUAUUAAAUAAAUGAAAUACAUUUUAAAAAUUGUACAGUAUUAAGGCCUGAAAAAUGUGUGGUGCUAACCUCUAAACCCUGUGUUUCAUAGUAUUUAUAGCACAAACUAGUAACUUGUACAACUUGCACUCUGCUUCUAUAAUCACUACAAAAAUAAUAAAAAGUAUUGCCUAUGUAUAUUUAUACAGUGUUUAAAAAAACGGUAGUGUGCGCACUACAUCAGUAUUAUUACUUAUCUAUCACUUAAUGUGUUGUCUAUAGUUUUGCCCUGUUUUCAGGUCAACUAACCACACAGUUUUGGGCCUCAGAAUUUCUUUAUGUGAAGGAACUUAAUUGACACCUGUGUGAUUUUAAGAUGUUGAAGUCUUAAGGCGACAGUUGCGUGAAGGAGAACUGGUAUGAAGAAAUAAACGUAGAAGGUCGGUAUGAGCACAGAAGGAAAAGAGAGCCUUUGUAAGGUGUUUUUUUUUUUUUUUUUUCCUUUUUUCCUUUUUUUUUUUUUUUUUAAAGAAAAAGCCUUAUAUGCAAACCUUUUAAUCUGUGUGUUUCUGCAAGUGCCAUCCUUGUAUAGUGUGAAGAGGGUGACUGUGUUACCUUUGCACCAGCUUCAGUAUUUAAAAAAGUUGUUCACCUUGUCCUUUGAAGCAUCCAUGUCAGUAUUAGAAGAAUAGGCAGCAGUUCCUUAGUUUACAUUUUUUUGUGCAAUUUUCAGUUUUUUUUUUUUUUCCAUUAACGUCUUGUCAGUAUUACACCAACCCACCCCCCCCAC